This is a messenger RNA of Danaus plexippus (monarch butterfly), 1167 nucleotides long. RefSeq lists its product as uncharacterized. The record is from RefSeq and is a predicted model, not a curated record. Bases 227 to 1120 code for a protein of 297 amino acids. Lineage: Eukaryota; Metazoa; Arthropoda; Insecta; Lepidoptera; Nymphalidae. The transcript has 7 exons. Gene Ontology annotation, molecular function: oxidoreductase activity.
GCGCGCCGAACGAAGUGAAGCUUCGUUUGGAAUAACACUCCACACACACAAUAUUAUCAACUGUUUCUGUUUCUAUAGCCCGUUUGCUCGAUAAAUAAAAACGCCGCAUAAUAACAUCAAUACACACGGUUUUUAUACCUUUAUUAUCAUUUGAUGACCCGGCUGUCUGUGAUUGAUCAUCCAAUUGCUCUGACGUCUCAUUUUGCAUUCCUGAAUAAGAAACAAAAUGGCUGACCAAAAUUUCGCUGACGUGAAGUUUACAUUAAGAAACGGAAUUAAGAUGCCGGCUGUUGGUUUAGGAACUUUUCGUAUACGUGACCCUGCGGUAGUCUACAGCGCUGUCGACAGCGCCUUGGCAGUCGGCUAUCGCUUGUUUGAUACAGCUGCAGUAUACCAGAACGAACGCUUUUUGGGUGACGCAUUACGUGAUCUAUUACCCAAGUACGGUCUGCAACGUAGUGAUAUUUACGUCACAACUAAAUUGUCGCCGUCCGAUCAGAGCGCUGAGCUUGUCCCGAAAGCAUUCAGUAAAUCAUUAGAAAACUUAGGUCUUCAGUAUAUUGAUUUGUAUUUAAUACAUUUUCCUGGUGCGGCUAGAAUCAACUCGAGCGAUCCUAAAAACGAGGCAUUAAGGAACGAGACUUGGAACGCUAUCACAAAACUUUACGAUACAGGCAAGGUGAAAGCAAUUGGAGUAUCAAAUUUCACUGUGAGACACUUAAGGCAAUUACAGAAAUCAUCGACGAUAGAGCCGAUGGUUAAUCAGGUCGAAUGGCAUCCGCAUUAUUACGAAAGUGAUCUCUUGGAAUAUUGUAACAAACAUAACAUAAGACUUCAAGCAUACUGUUCGUUUGGGGGUCAAGCGAUCAGAAAUAAUUCUUUGAUGGAGGACCCUGUAGUUAGAGAUAUUUCUGCAAAACAUAAUGCAACACCAGCACAAGUGCUGUUAACAUGGGCGCUGCAACGGGGCAUAGCAGUUAUCCCUAAAUCCGUAACACCUCAGAGAAUCAAAGAAAAUAUUCAGCUCAGUAUGAGAAUGUCUCCAGAGGAACUGUCCUUAUUAGAUUCUCUUAGGAAUAACGGCCUUAAAUAUGCUUGGGAUCCCAAUCCUAUUGCUUGAAGCAAUAUAGUUGAUUUAUUAAUAAAUAAAGAAAAAUAUAGCCAUAA